Messenger RNA from Pediculus humanus corporis (human body louse), 1278 nucleotides. RefSeq names its product glycosyltransferase, putative. Gene Ontology annotation, biological process: GPI anchor biosynthetic process. Gene Ontology annotation, cellular component: endoplasmic reticulum membrane. The transcript has 6 exons. The record is from RefSeq and is a predicted model, not a curated record. Lineage: Eukaryota; Metazoa; Arthropoda; Insecta; Psocodea; Pediculidae. Gene Ontology annotation, molecular function: alpha-1,2-mannosyltransferase activity. The coding region runs from base 1 to 1278 and encodes 425 amino acids.
AUGGAUGUUGAAUUUAUAUUAUCAUCUGUUUUAAUAGUGCAGACAUCAUAUGCUCCCGAUGAAUAUUGGCAAUCAUUAGAAGUUGCUCAUAACAUGGCCUUUGGGUAUGGCUAUCUUACUUGGGAAUGGAAAGAAGGUCUUCGCAGUUAUUUACACCCAUUUAUAUUUUAUGUAUUUUACAAGAUUUUACAUUUUUUCUCUAUUGAUUUCCCUCCUAUUCUCAUUACACUUCCCAAAAUAUUACAAGCCAUACUAACUGCUGUAUCAGAUUAUUACUUUUUUUUAUUAUGUAGAAAUUUGGGAUUGAAAGAAUUUUGGACCAAAUUUUCCAUUUUCACAAAUUGGUUUUGGUAUUAUUGCGGUAUAAGAACUUUGACUAAUACUUUAGAAACAUGUCUCACAAUUUUAGCACUUUAUUUUUACCCUUGGAAUAUUUUUUUAAAACAUCCGAAAAAAAAAAAAACAAUAAAAUAUUUAAUUUUUGUUUGCCUUAAUUGUUUAAUUCGUCCUACGGCAACUACCAUAUGGGGUCCACUUGUACUUUUUCAACUUUAUAAAUUAAACUUAAUGGAAAAAUCAAAAUUUGUUGUUAAUUGUUUAUUGCCUGCAGUAUUUUUGACAUUGCCUCUGUCAAUUAUUAUAGAUCGGAAUGAUGUAAAAAUUUCAAAAAACAAAAAUAAUCCAAUUUUUUUUAUAUUUGUCUUCGUAAUAAUAUUUAAUUUAAUAAUUCUCUCAAAUGUACCUCAUAAAGAGUUUCGAUUUUUACUACCCUUAGUUCCUUUGAUGAUGAUAUUAUGUAUAAAAUUCCAAUCGGAAUAUUACAUAAAUAAAAACAAAUGGAAGUUUUUUUGGAUAUUAACUUCAGUAUUCAGUUUUCUCAUACCUUCCGUUUUACUGGGAUUAUUUCAUCAAAGAGGACAAUUUCAUCUUAUGAGUUAUUUAAGGAAUGAAAUUGAUGUUUAUAAAGAAAAGUCUUCAUUCUUAUUUUUAAUGCCUUGUCACUCGACACCACUAUACAGUCAUUUACAUCAAAAUGUAACAGUAAAAUUUUUGGAAUGUGAACCUCCAUUAAAGGAAAAUAGUUAUGAUGAAAGUGAUGAUUUUUUCAAUUAUCCUAUAGUUUGGCUAAAUAAUUAUUGGGAUAACCAAAAUUUGCCGACUCAUAUUGCCUUGUUUGAUAAUAUUGAUAGUUAUAAAAUGGAUCAUAAAAUUUUUCACACUGUUUUUGCUUUGAAAAAAAUGGGACGAUAUAUUUUAGUCUACAAAUAUUAUUAUUAA